UUCCUCUCCUCUUUCAUUCUUAUGCAACUAUAGCAGGUUUGGAGUUUGGAACCUUUUACAAGCAGGGCGCUGGGACUCAUUUUCACAAGGAUUCAAUUCCUCCCCACAAUCUCAGGAAUACAAAGGACCAAUGGACAGCACUUCAAUCCCCUCUCUCCUCUUGUUGGCAUUCCUCUCCUUUCUGACCACAGCUCGGUCUGGAAAAGUCCUGGUUUUCCCAGUGGAUGGAAGUCACUGGGUCAAUAUGAACCUUAUGAUCCAGGGUCUCCAUGACAGAGGUCACGAGGUCACUGUGGUUCGCACUGCCUCCUCCUGGUACGUGAAGGAAACUGCGCCGCACUACGCCUCGCUCACCAUCACCCUACCUGAAGCCAUUUCCAUAGAGAAGCAAGACUUUUUUGUGACUUUUCUUAUGAAGAUGUUGGCUAUAAAGAAAGAGGGAGGUUCGCCCAUGGCUUUUAUGUCUUUUUAUUGGGAAAUGCUAGGCGCCUUAUCCAAAAUACACCAGCAAGCAAGCAUGGUCGGUGUGCAAAUGCUUGAAAAUAAAACUUUGAUGCAAGAACUUCGAGAGGCAAAAUAUGACGUAGUCCUCAUAGACCCUGGACUACCUGUUGGUGUUCUUAUAGCGUAUGAGCUUGGUCUUCCUACUGUUUUUAAUGUGCGUUGGAUCACUAGCGGGGAAGGCCAUUUUGUUGUUGCCCCAUCACCAACAUCUUACGUACCAACUUCUGGAGUGGCAUUACCAGACACAAUGACGUUUUUGCAAAGACUCAAAAACACUCUACAUUACGGUUUGAACAUGUGUAUUGACAAGUUCGUAGUAUGCCCUGUUUAUGAUAGAUUAGUAGAGAAAUACUUUGGAUCUGGUGUUAGCUUUUAUCAUAUGUUACAAGCAGCAGAUAUCUGGUUAAUGCGUGUUGAUUUUGUGUUUGAAUUCCCAAGACCUACCAUGCCCAAUAUUGUUUACAUUGGCGGUUUUCAAUGCAAGCCGUCUUCUCCUUUACCACCUGAACUUGAGGAUUUUGUUCAAAGUUCUGGUGAUCAUGGGUUCAUCUUGAUGUCUCUAGGUACUCUUGUCAAAGGUUUACCCAAAGAAAUCACUUCGAAAAUCGCGGCUGCCUUUGCUCAGCUCCCUCAGAAAGUUAUAUGGAGGCAUGCAGGUGAGAAGCCAGAUAACUUAGGCAAUAAUACACUGCUGUUAAAAUGGUUGCCACAAAAUGACCUUUUAGGACACCCCAAAAUCAGAGCGUUUGUUGCCCACGGUGGUACCAAUGGAAUAUAUGAGUCUAUUUACCAUGGAGUCCCUAUAGUGGGUAUACCUCUUCUUUUUGACCAACCAGAAAAUGUUCUGCGAUUGGAAGUUCGAGGAGCAGCAAAGGUUUUGGACGUAACACAAAUAACUACCGAAGGUUUUCUAGACACAGUUAGGGAGGUUGUCAAUAACAAUUUUUAUAGAAACAACAUGAAAAGACUGUCCUCUCUCCACCGGGAUAAGCCCAUGCACCCUCUCGACACCGCCCUCUUCUGGAUAGAGUUUGUAAUGAGGAACAAAGGGGCGGCACACUUGCGUACAGAGUCCUAUAAGAUGCCAUGGUAUUCCUAUUACUCUGUGGAUGUGGUGAGCUUUUUAAUAGCUGCGGUUUCAAUGUUUACAGUAAUAUUUUUUGCAGUUGUUCGUUUCCUGUGCUGUAGAAUCAUUCGAAAGAGGAAACCAAAGCAAGAGUAAUUUAUGACAAACUAUGCAAAAGACUAGAACUGCAAUAAUCUCCACACAAAUGAAAUGGAAUAUACUUGAUCAUUAUGAUGUACUGUUUAACAAAACAUACAAUGAAGUAGUAAAAUAAAGAUUUUAUUUUUUAUUUUAAA
Molecule: messenger RNA, 1866 nt
Organism: Boleophthalmus pectinirostris (great blue-spotted mudskipper)
Lineage: Eukaryota; Metazoa; Chordata; Actinopteri; Gobiiformes; Gobiidae
Product: UDP-glucuronosyltransferase 2C1-like
Exons: 2
Coding region: 131-1726 (531 amino acids)
Molecular function (GO): UDP-glycosyltransferase activity
Source: RefSeq, a predicted model, not a curated record